AUGGUUGCUACCACUGAUAUCGAGGCCAAUGUUCCGCCUCAAGAGGACGUGGAUCUUACUGAUGACCAGAUUCAACAACUGUUGCUGGAAGCAGAGGCCCGACUGCGCGGUUCAGACACCCAGAUCGCCCAGGCCAACGAUGCCGCUUCCCUGAGGAUUCCCAAGCUGUCCGCCAGCUCCACUUUAGAGCCCUACCUGCGUCCGAGUGGUGAAGGGAUUGCUACCGCUGAUUCGGCCCAGCUCAUUGAUCUCAAGCAAAAGGAGCUGGCCAACUCUCUCCGGUCCGUUCAGACAAAGAACUCUGCAAAGAAGGACAAAGCUACCGCCGGACCUGACUGGUUCAACCUUCCCAAGACCGAGUUGACCCCAGGUCUCAAGAGAGACCUGCAACUGAUUCGGAUGCGUUCGGUGCUGGACCCUAAGAGACACUACAAGAAGGAGAAUGGCAAGGCCAAGCCUCCUGAGUUCUCGCAGGUUGGCACAAUUAUCCAGGGCCCGACAGAGUUCUUCAGUAGCCGAAUCGCCAAGAAGGACCGCAAGAAGAACUUUGUCGAGGAGACGCUGGCGCUGGAGCGGGAGAACAGGCGUUUCGAGUCCAAGUACCGCGACAUCCAAGCCACCAAGACGAGCGGAAAGAAGGCCUUCUACAAAAACCUACAAGCCAAGCGAACCCGGAAGAUCAAGUGA
Penicillium canariense is the source of this 687-nucleotide messenger RNA. RefSeq names its product Fcf2 domain-containing protein. Gene Ontology annotation, molecular function: RNA binding. Gene Ontology annotation, biological process: RNA processing. The transcript has 3 exons. The record is from RefSeq and is a predicted model, not a curated record. NCBI's taxonomy places the organism in Eukaryota, Fungi, Ascomycota, Eurotiomycetes, Eurotiales, Aspergillaceae. The coding region runs from base 1 to 687 and encodes 228 amino acids. Gene Ontology annotation, cellular component: nucleolus.